UAAAACAACAAUAAGAAAAAUGAAUUACAAUUUAGAAAUGACACCAAAAUAUUUUAAUUUUAAUAUGUAGUUAAGAAGAUAAAAUGUAUGUGGUUAGGAAGAUGAAAAGAUAUACAGUUCAUUAAACUGAGCUACUUGUUAAAGUUGCCGGGUUGUUGAAGGGGAAAUAAAUAGGUAUAAUUUCCUGUUGUCAUCCAUGCUGGAAGACGUGGCUUUAUGAAACCUCUCCAGCUACUCUCAAUUACUGCUGACUACACCCUCCUCUCCACUUCAUCUUUCUUUCUCAUACUACUGUCACAACUGUAGAGAGGUCUGUCAUAUAACUCAACCUCUAUCUGGCUGUCAGGACCGCUACAGUUUUAUCCUCAACAUGCCGCGACAGCAGGAAUUAAUGGAUAAAGCUGAGGAUGUGGUGGACCUGAUCCUCCGAAAUAGCAAAUUCUUUUUACCUCAUGUUGCCCGAUUUUGUUUAAUUAGCACCUUCUUAGAAGAUGGAAUUCGUAUGUGGAGUCAGUGGAAUGAACAACAAGACUACAUGAACUCCACCUGGGGCUGUGGUUGGCUGUUAGCAGCAUUCUUUGUUGUUUUUAACUUAGUUGGACAGCUAGGAGGUUGUAUAAUGAUAUUAAGUCGACAGAAGGUAUCUGCUGCUUGUGGUAUAUUGUUUGGUAUCAUCUUUAUACAGACUGUGGCAUAUAGUAUUCUGUGGGAUUUGAAAUUUUUACUCAGAAAUUUGGCUCUUGCUGGUGGAGUGUUAUUGUUGCUAGCAGAAUCUAAAGCAGAAGGUCGCAGUCUGUUUGCUGGUUUACCAAGCCUAGGAGAAAAUAACCCUAAGCAAUAUAUGCAACUCAGUGGCCGAAUUUUGUUAGUUCUUAUGUUUCUUACACUUCUGCGUUUUGACUUGAACCUGUUUCAAAUAAUUGAGAAUUUGGUGGGCACUGGUCUCAUUUUGUUGGUUGCCGUUGGUUACAAGACUAAACUGUCUGCAUUGGCACUUGUUGUUUGGCUGACAGCACUGAAUUUUUAUUUCAAUGCUUGGUGGAAUAUUCCAGACUAUAGGCCAAUGCGAGAUUUUCUAAAAUAUGACUUUUUCCAAACUCUGUCUGUUGUUGGUGGACUGUUACUUGUUGUAGCCUAUGGGCCUGGGGGUGUAAGUAUGGACGAACACAAGAAAAAUUGGUAAUCUGCUACACCAUUACAGUUCAGCUGAACUCUCCUAUUCUUGUUGUUCCAGCUUCAAUAUGUGGCUAUUGUCUUAUUUUUCAUCAGUUCUGUUUUUCUUAUUCUUUCUUUAAAAUGGUUGUGGAUCAAACAUUCUGAUACACUAACUUUGGUUUCCUUCCACUAGUACUGUUUUUUGUAAUCAAUUUAUAGAAUCAGAGAAAUGAAAUUUUAAGAAGAAAGUGAAAGAUAGUUGAAUGAAAUAACUUGAAUGAAUAUGAAUUAUUAAAGAAAGAGAGAAUAGUUUUAAGACACUUCAAUACCUUAUAAAGAGCAUAUAGACCUCUCAAAUUGCUCUGCUACAAUUUAUUUGAUCUUUUUUUUUUUUAAAGAUAAGUUUAAUGAAGUAUAUGUUUUGUUUCCAAAAGUUUUUUUUAAAUCCAGAGAAAUUUUGAAAUAUUCUAAAAUGUACUGCUUACAAACUGAAUAGUUUAUUAGAAUUUCUAUAAGAUAAUGUUCUCUCUUCAACACAUACACCAUUUAACAGGUAUUUCUAAAAAAAAAAAUUGUAGUUGAAUUUUUUUCUCAGUAUAUUGAUUCAAAUAUAUUGAUCCUUUAAGAGAAGUUAUCACCCUAUAAAUGGUCAUUAAGCAUACUAUUACAACUUAAAUUACAACACCAUUUUCAUUUAUGGUCUCCAUAUUGCUCAACUCUCUCUACCACAAAUAUUUUUUUCUUUUUCAAUGCAAUAAUGUUGAAACUUUUCUGUUCUCAAAUGGAGUAACAAAAUCUGUCCCUGGACCUACUGGCCCUUAUUGUUCAUUUAAUUUCAUUAAUUGAAAACUUAAUGGCUGGAUAUUUGUAGAUGUUAGUAAAGACAAAAAAACAAAAUGCUGAAAGAGAGAAAUUCAAAUAUUUUUUUCCCCCUCUUUAUUUCUUAUGAUCUAAACCUUCUAAUUAUGUGUGAAAUUAAUUUUUGAGAAGAUAACACAAAAUUGGAUGGUGAUGUUAAGUAAAAAGCUUACAACUGCUUUCUUAUUAAUGAAUUUACUAAUUAUAAUGUGCAGUGCAUUAACACUAUUGUAAACCAUGCUGCAAAACUUUCAAAUGGAGACAGUCUCACUGUUUUAUUUGACAGCAGCAAUCUUUUUAUUUUACUCCUUUUUGAGUAAAAGUUGUUUGUUGCGUAACUGAAUCUGUUCAGGAGUAUUUUUGAUUACUUCAGUUUGUGGAGUUCUGAUUGCUGCAGGCAUUGUGUUCUGCUGUUUAACUUUUUCUGUUUUCUACCAUUGUUAAACAUUUCAUGGCAGCAUUUUAUGUAUGUUAUGGACAGAAGAAUGUUUGUAGCCCCAGCAUAUGUAUGUACAUAAUGGUCAUUCUGAUGUUAUUUAUUUAUAGUUAUUCUCCACUAUAAAUAUGCAAUUCAUUUUGAUAUUUUGCCAGCUAUGUCAAUGUUUGUCAAAUUUCCACUAUAUAUUUUUGAUUUUUACACCAACUUAUCAAAAAAUAUCCUGCCCAUCAUUUUUUUUUUAUUGUGUCUUAUAAUAUUUUUUCUGUAAGUGGAGGAAUUCUCAAUCUGAUUUUAUGAAAACUGAGGAAAUCCUGGCUGUUGAGGUACACUUUGAUGUGCUAUAAGCUUUGCUUGUAAAUACCUAACAGCUAUAUGGCUACUUGGCUUCUCUUCAUUAUCUUUCAGAAUUUCCAUCAACCUCACACAUUUAACAUCAGCAUGAAUACUGAUACUGUGUUUUUCAACAUAAGUUAAAUGAUAUCAUCCUCUUGGAAGAAGGAAUUUUUAGAUUAAUUUCCAAUUCCUUUCAGAGUCAUUUGAUCUCUGUAAUAUUUGACACUUUAUUUUCUCUAAAUUGCCUGCUGUCUGUCAAUAAUUGUAUGCACAUAUGUACAUAUAUGUUGUGUACAUAUAUACAUACGCUGUGUAUGUAUAUGCAUAUACUGUGUAUUCCUGUUUAACUGCAUGUUGCUUCAUAUUAACCUACCAAAAGCUCAACCCACUGCUAGAGUUUCGUAAAAUCUUAAAUUGUCCUACUACUGGACACAUAUUACUCAGUCAACUAUUGAGCAUAUGUGAUUUAGCUCACAGCUGGGUAUUUGUGGUUCCUGACUUACCUAACUACUAGGUAAUUGUGAAUCCUGACAUACUCUACAACUAGACAAUGGUUUCUUCCAUGUUUUGAUGUUUAUAGGGCAACAGACAGUGUUAUUUUAUCCUUAGUUUAAGAUCAGUUAUAAUCUCCAUUUCAUCAUCAUUAUCUCUAAAUUCUAAUUCAUCACUUUUAAAUUUGGAUUCAUCAGUUUUCAAAAGAACUAAUUCAUUACAAAAAUUUAAGUCCACUCCCUCUCUCUUUCAUGCAUGUGUAAGUUUGUUUCUCCUUCUCAUGUCAAUUGUAUCAUUAUCUUGACUUCCAACUAAGCCACAAACCUCUGUGAUACAAUCUGACAUGGCCAAAAUGUCAUGCAACUCUUUGAUGACCUCCAUCAGAUUGUAUAUCUUUUUCCUUGCAAAUGGAACUUUUUUUUUCUUUCAAUAAAUAAAAAAUAUUUAGAGAAAAAGGUUUUAAAAUAUCUGCGAAAGUAAAUUUAAAAAAAAUUUUCUUUCAUAUCUGUCACAGCAUCAGUUUGUGGUGAUAUUAUGAGUGGUGGCAUUUUUAUGGCUGAUGGUUUAACUCUGGUUGUGUGUUUAUAGUAAUGUAUUUGUUUUAAAUGAAGAGCGCAAUCUAUGUGUGCAUGAUAUAUGUAUAUAUGUUGUUCAGCCUGAAGUCAGCCUUGAUUCACUAGACUUUAAAAUCAAAGAAUACAAGCCAUGACCAUUCUCUUUUUUCCGGUACUGUGUCCAGCACCACAUCAUCCAAUGUAUCCUUUUCUAAAAUGGUAGGAUGUAAUUUGGUUCAACAUUAUGAUAUAUAAAACUAGAAGUAACCAGCUGCUUCAUUUGACAACAAAUUUUCUCUCUCCUUCAAAUUGUGAGGCAUUAGAUAGGUGAUAAGUGGACUGUAAAGACUGAACAAUCAAUCCUUAUGAAUUAAAGUGCCUGUUUUAUAGGGCUGUUAAAGAAAAUCAGUAUUAAACAGAUGGGAAAUGUUAUCUUGAACAUGGGAGUAAUCAAUAUGAAAUGAUUAUGAUAGUAUUUAUUUGUUUGGACAGGGCUCAUGACCCUUUUUCAAGGUUUCCUCUAUUGAUGGGAUGGAAACCUCAAGCCACAGACUUGUCGCAAUUGUUUACAUGUACAGAGUGGACUCUCUAAAGGCACUCAAGGACCAGGUAGAGAUGUUAAACUAGGUGAUGGGCUAAGUCUAUCAUUCAGGUAGACCAUGGUAGGAUUUAAAGUCAGGACACAAAGAGCUGGAACAAAUAUUGCACAGCAUACCAGCCAAAGCACUAAUAGAUUCUGCCAAUUCACCAUCCCAGAAUAACACUUUAUUCAUUGACCAUAAAAGAUAAAAUUGACUCCAGUGAAUACUCAGAAUAAAUACCAUGAGGCAUUUCAUCCAAUGCCAAUUUACUGCUAGAGAGACUAGUGUAAUUAAGAAUCAAGUACUUUGUUCAUAAAUAGAAUUUAGUAUCAUGAAAAAAUAUAGGAAGAGUUGACACAUCAGUUAGCAAUAUAAACUUUAUUGACUUUGUCAAUUGAAGAUCUCAUACAAGCAUCAAAAUUUAUGUAUAAAAAAAAAAGUUUAGUUUGGCUAGUUGAGGCGUUGGGCCUUGCCUGGAUACAGAAAUUUUACUCUUCAUAGGUAGGAGCAGAAACGCACGAACCGUAUGCCUGCACCUCAAUGUUAAGCUAAUAUCCAUCCAUAUUACCCAAGAGCUCUUUUAAAUGAGAUAUGAAAGUAAUUGUGUAAUAUAUGAUCUAUCAAACUUUUAUAUAAAUUAAGUCCAUUUAACAGAGCAUAAUACCUGAAUAUUUUGUAAAUAUAAACAAAUUUAUUUGUGAAACAACAAAUAUGUUCUACUUCAUGAUUGAAGCUAUAUACUAACUUUUUUGAGAUAUUUUUAAAUGAAGAAUUUUAAUAACUGCAGUGUUCCAGUAUAUAUUUUGUCUAUACAGUGUCACCUGAGAAAGUGAGUGAUACAGAAAAAGGAAGAAUGUACCACUCCAUGACAACUAUCAGUCUUUUCUUGAAUCUUCCCUGUCUUACCUCAGGAGGACAUCCAACCUAGGAUUUUUUUUCUAUCGUGUAUAAUUCCAGGAUGAUUUUAGAGUUGCAUGCAAAUUUUGGAAAAUAUUCAUUUAAAAUGUUAAUUCAAAACAGACAUUGGUGCUUAUAUAGUUUAUUAAUUUCUUUUGAGUAAAUAGAAACGGCUACAUUUUAAAGGAGUACAUGGGAUGUUGUAAUGUUUAUACCUCUAGCAAACAUCUUGGUAGUAUAAAUGAAGUGGAAAACCAUUUUACAGUUUUGACUCAGAAACACCAAGAAGUACUUUUUAGCUAAAGAACAGUUACCAGAAACUUAAUUGAAGAAAUCUAUACCAUUCUGCUUGACACAACAUGUAUUCAAGUAUUGCUUUCAACAGCCUUGACUAUGGAGGAGGAUCACCAAAUUUAACAUAAUAAAGAUCUAUAAAUUUAUGCAGCAAAAUAGAAAGGAAAUUUAUAAAAUCUGGAAUUUCUAAUAGUCCUGCUUGUCUUUAUUGCUCACUAAUUUGAAAUGAGAGUUACCUUCAUACUGUUUAUAGUCUUAGAAUUUUUUUUAGAAUAUCUAAACUGUAUCCCUUAGAAAGUUUUCUGUAUCCACAUUUUUUUUUCAAUUAAGUUUUCAUAUUCGAUUUCAUCCUCACAUAAAGAGUUACAUACUUUUUCAGUCUUUUUGUAGAAUUAUUUCUUCGAAAAUUUUAUUCGUUUUGUGCUUGAACUUCAAAAUAAUACAAUUUUUUUAUCUUUUUAAAUUGGAGAUCUAAAUGUUUUUAUUUGCUCAUCCAUUCCAAGUUGUGAUUUUUCACCAAAUUCUUUCAUAAAAGUGAUAUUAGGUUCCACUUAGGGACUGUCUUCAACUAGAUCCAAAAUAUUUGUCUAUAGUCUAUUUCUUUACCUAUUGAAGUAUUUUAGUUUCUUCUAAUCAAGAUCUCUUUUCUUUUGUAUAGUUAUAGGCACCUGUCCAUUUGGUAAUACACACAAUUUUUGGAGAAUAUGAUUUUCUUUUGGGUAAUGUUAGAAAUAAAUGAGGAAAAAGUGCUAGAUUUGUUGGGUCUUUGUCCCUCAGAACUUGAAUAACUUGUCUAGCUUCCAAGUCAGUCCUGGUUAAGUAGACCUAUACUAAAGUAUUCCAGGUGUGAUCUAAUCUUUUACAGGCAUAACUUCUCUGACUGCACCAUCAAAUAUGUCCAUGUGAUUUUUUUUUCUUUUGAAAAGCAGUAGGAUAUGAUUUGAGUGUGAAAUUGGUUGUUAUUUCUAGCAGGUUAAUUGACUAUGUAGAAUUUCACUCAUUAGGGCAAUAAAUACUAAUAAUUUACUAACAUUUGUUCAAUGAACUCUGAAUUUAAUAAAGAAAUCAAAUUUAGUAGAAACAAA
Octopus sinensis (East Asian common octopus) is the source of this 6688-nucleotide messenger RNA. RefSeq names its product surfeit locus protein 4. Bases 371 to 1183 code for a protein of 270 amino acids. The transcript is spliced from 4 exons. The record is from RefSeq and is a predicted model, not a curated record. Gene Ontology annotation, cellular component: membrane; endoplasmic reticulum; endoplasmic reticulum-Golgi intermediate compartment. NCBI's taxonomy places the organism in Eukaryota, Metazoa, Mollusca, Cephalopoda, Octopoda, Octopodidae. Gene Ontology annotation, biological process: Golgi organization.